Molecule: messenger RNA, 4301 nt
Organism: Alligator sinensis (Chinese alligator)
Lineage: Eukaryota; Metazoa; Chordata; Crocodylia; Alligatoridae
Gene: CFAP70
Product: cilia and flagella associated protein 70
Exons: 29
Coding region: 916-4236 (1106 amino acids)
Biological process (GO): cilium movement; cilium assembly
Cellular component (GO): motile cilium; extracellular exosome
Molecular function (GO): protein binding
Source: RefSeq, a predicted model, not a curated record
UCUCAUGAUAUUGACUGUUGCUCUAAAGCCCCAGUUCAUGGAGCAGUUUGAUUAUGUGAGCUCUUCUGUAUUUGCUUUUUUUUUUUUUUUUAAUGUCUGAUCUAGGCUUUGCAGAGAAAAGAAUGAGAAAGGCCCUGAAGGAAUCAGACUCCAGAAGGGGCAGGAACUGGUGCCAAAUGUACUUUUUUUUCAAAAUCCCUUGCUUUUUAAAGUGAAUCGUGAUUUUGGAGCCUGCCUCGCGGUCUGCAGGCUUGGUGGUGUUCUACUGAUUUGACUGCGACGUGUCCAAGGCUGCAGCAUCAGUCAGGGACCGUCCUUAAAUGAAAUCAAGAGGAUCCACCCAGAGCCAGGACCGCGCGGCUCCCGGCCCGCUCUCGGCAUCGCAGUCACGAGGACGCGGCACCAUGCCCGUUCAAACGAGCCCCCAGGGCACCGCACGUGAGGGCACCGCCCCGUCGCCUGCAGCCCCAUGAGGUCAAGGCACGUUUCCAUGACGUAGCCAUGUGAGGUCACCGUGCGCUCUGCCAAUACACCCAGGCGGGCGGGAUCUCGUGUGCUGCGACUGUGCGGUCCGGUGAGGAUGCAGGAGCGGCUGUGGCCCGCGGACUUCGGGCUACGGGAGGUCUACGGGCGGGCCCCAGGCCCGUGUGCGGGACCAGGCCCACAACCAGGCCGCUGCCCGGGCUCCAGCUCCGGUGCCCACAACAAACAUGGCGACGGCAGGCUCUGCUCCACGUCACGUGACCCCCAACGGCCAGCCCCGUGCGGACCGGCGAGAGCAGGGCCGUUGCUGUGGUUACGGCGGACAGGAUGGGCUCAGGCUGAGUCGCCGACAUCGACUGACUCGCAGACUGAGCUGGGAAAGCAGGGCCGCUGACUAUACGACGUGCCGUCAAAUGCACAAAAUAAACAGACAUGGCUGCCCCUUUCGGGCAGUCUGCCAAAAGAGGAUCCCUAGCUGUUGCUAUUCCUCCUCUUCAAUCUACUGAAGCAUCGCUGAUCCCAGUCAAAUCAGUGCAGAUCACAGUGUUGGAGGGGCAUGACCUGAAAGGUGUAAAAGGAGAAACUCCAGUUACAUAUGUUCGUGUAGAAUAUAAUGGCACAACCCUGGGCGAUUCCUCAAAAACUGAUGUUUCUUCCACUGGAACAGUGAUAUAUAAUUUCACCACCAGCUUCGACUAUAACCCUGAUGGGCCUAACUCUUUGGAUGACAUUGCACACAAGCCCAUAUUCUUGACUGUGAUUGAAGUCUUGCCAAAGGAGAAGAGGCAGAAGGAUGAGAAGACUGUGGCUCUUGGCCAGGCUGUUGUUGACCUCCUACCUUUGCUUCAAGGCAAGUGUUCAUUUGAAGCAACUGUUCCAUUGCAUGCAGCACCUGGUUCUCCAAUGGAGAACUUGCGCCCAGAUGCCAAGUGUGCCCUCGAAGUGGCAGUGUCUGUCCAAGAGUCCCUGCUUUCUGCAGCUCAGCUGUCAGGUGGCAAUCUCCUGAGGGUUACACUGGAGGCUGCUUAUUCCAUCCCUGAUGCAUUUAUUCCCACAGGACCUCAGCAGAACUAUAUGGUUUCCUUGCAAGUGCCAACAGCUGGAGAGAAAGAAUACCCCUUGUUAUUCAAGAAUGGGGUCUUGAAGCUUGGUGGUGAAAAGGAGCCAUUACCUCGACCAAAAAAAUGGCCUAUUAGCAACAUCUUGGCUCCAGGAGCUCAGAGCAUUCCAGACUCCUUCAUUGUUGGUGGCUCCUAUGAGGAUGAGGAUGGAGAACUUAACAAAACUGAGGACAGGGAGUUUCGGAUUCAGGCAGAGAGCGUAAAGAAGAGAAUAGUUUGGGACGUGGAAAGACGCUGUUACCUAGAACCUGCAGCAGUACUCAAUCUUCAGAAGCACAUUGCAGAGAGCCGCUACUGGCCUGUGGAGAUCACCAGAGUGCCUGUGGUUACUUCCACCAAAGGGAAAUCUAGCAAGGCAGACAAGGGAGAUGAUGAUGGACAAAUUUCCUUCCACGGCGUGGCUUAUGUCAACAUGGUGCCUUUGUUGUACCCCGGCGUGAAGCGAAUACGAGGAGCUUUCCGUGUUGUUGCUUAUCAAGUGUGUGAGGUGUUUGAGAAGACUAAAUGUCUACUCAGUGUCUUCCGCGAUCUUGGACAUCAGAUCAAUUUGACCAAAUUAGGGGCCACAGCUGCAGGAAUCAACUCUCCUCAUUCUAGAGCUGUGGCCAGUAGGAACCAGAAGGAAGAUAAAGUGAGAGAGAAGGAUGGUCAGAGAAAGAUGUCCAAUGCAUUAAAACCUCAGGUAUCUGAGACUGCAUUAGAAAUGGAAGGAUCUGGAUGUCAGAACUUAGAAGGACAGCAAUAUACAGAAGCGGGGACAUUCUUGGUGAUGGAAAUAGAGCUGGACAAAGCCUUGGUACCAAAGCGAUUACCAGAGGAGCUUGCUACCCGAGUGAAGCAGAUGAUUCCUCCACGCCCUCAGCUUCCUUGCCGGACUGCAGGAGCUAAGAAGGCUGUGAAAGACUACCACAGUCAGAUUACCAGUAUUGCUGGAGCCAUCCUGGAUGAGUACCAUGAACUGUUUGGGAGGCAGGUGACUGAUGGUGCCAUGAUUGAUCACCAGAUCCUGGAGGAACAGAAGUGUCAACUCAACUAUGAGCUCAAUCACUCAGGAAAAUACUUUGCUUUUAAGGAACAGCUUAAGCAUUCAGUGGUGAAGAUUGUGAGAGAGAAGUACUUGAAGACAACAGCUUUCAACAACCUAGAGCAACUCCAAGCCUUCCAGAGUGAGCUGUACGUGUACCUCGUGGAUCAGAUGCACAUUGCUCUGAACCAGGUAUUGUCACAGGAUACUGCUGUUCCUACCCUACCCACUUUCGCAAGCUGUGAGCAGCUCCGUCUCUUUGCUCAUGAAGCUGAAGUCAUUGGGGACUAUGAGCUGGCCUCUCUCUACUACCAGCAGAGAGUAGCUCGUGACCGUCAGAAUAUCCAGUCCUGGCUAGAUUAUGGGGCUUUCUGCCUCCUGACAGAAGAAGACAUCAAGGCUCAGGAGUGUUUUCGUGAGGCUCUUUCUCUAAACCCAAGUCAUCUGUACAGCUUGCUUCUGUGUGGUAUUGCAGCUGUCAUGAUGGAGCACUAUGAAGAAGCAGAGAUUUUCUUUGAGGAUGCCAGCUGUUUGGAGCCAUCCAGCAUCCUGGCUUGGACUCUUUUAGGGUUGUUCUAUGACAUCCAGGAUAAUGAUAUUCGUGUGGAAAUGGCUUUCCAUGAGGCUAACAAGCUACUACAGACAAGGCUGACGAAGGAGAAAACUAUCACUGAAGCUGCCGAAGGAGAUGAGACUUCAAGUAUCUCCCCCAAACUCGAGUCUGAUUCUGUGGAACCUGUUGUAACCAUCCAGCUGCCAGAAGAGGAGGCUCCAGCAAAAGGGACCAAAAAGAUUUCUCCCAGUGUCAGUAAGAACAAGGACCCACCUCAGAAAGAAAUGAAGAAACUGAGCACAGGUGUCCUGGAGUCAUCCUUUGUUACCACUCCAGUCCCUGUUUCUAGACUUUCCCACCCUUCCCCCACAAUCUUCAUGGAGACCAUCCGCUUCUUGAUGGAGGUCAAUGCUCUACAGUUUGUUCACAGGGCACUAGCCCAUGAGCUGCUGUGCCUUCAGGGAGGCCCCAGCUGUGACUAUUACCUUGUGCUGGCCCAGACUCACAUGGUCAAGAAGGACUUCCCCAAGGCCGAAGAAUGUCUCCAAGAAGCUAUCCAGAUUGACUACCUGAAUCCAAAUGUUUGGGCUCAGAAAGGCCACCUCUGCUACCUAAGUGGAAACCUCAGUGAGGCAAAGGAGUGCUAUGAGCGAACCAUCAGCUUUGUGACAGAUGCUGCUGAGAUGCACUUUGUUUACCUGCGAUUGGGGUCCAUCUACCUAGAAGAAAAAGAGUAUGACAAGGCAAAGCAAAUCUACCUACUGGCCUGUAAGAAGUCAGCAUCCUGCCUUACCUGGCUGGGAGUGGGAAUCGCUUGCUAUAGGCUGAAAGAGAUGGGAGAGGCAGAAGAAGCCCUUUCUGAAGCCAAUGCCCUGAAUAACAACAACGCUGAAGUGUGGGCUUAUCUAGCCCUAGUCUGCAUGCAAGAGGGAAGGCAGCUGGAAGCAGAGCAGUGUUACAAAUACACAGUGAAGUUAGAGCUGAAGAAGGAGGAUCUGCUGCAGGAAAUCCAUGAGGUACAGCAAAUCGUUGGCUUUGGGAACCCAUCAUUCUGAGCAUGCAAACUUCUCUGACCCAUGCCCUCUCCUAUUCAGUCACAGGAUGAGUGACCAUCAGUCUU